Alosa sapidissima (American shad) is the source of this 1377-nucleotide messenger RNA. RefSeq lists its product as uncharacterized. Bases 1 to 1377 code for a protein of 458 amino acids. Lineage: Eukaryota; Metazoa; Chordata; Actinopteri; Clupeiformes; Clupeidae. The transcript is spliced from 3 exons. Gene Ontology annotation, molecular function: nucleic acid binding; zinc ion binding; aspartic-type endopeptidase activity. The record is from RefSeq and is a predicted model, not a curated record. Gene Ontology annotation, biological process: proteolysis.
AUGGAGCUUGCACUCCCACCACCUACACCUUUCCUGGCAUUACCGGGCGAGCCUCCGGUACCGUGGAUCCGUUGGCUGGAGUCGUUUGAAACUUAUCUCGCAGCUCUCGGCCUGGAGGAGGCUAGUAACCCGCGACGGAGAGCACUUCUCGUGCAUUGCCUCGGUACCGAGGGACAGCGUAUUUUUAGAACCCUGGGACAAGGGAAAAAGUAUAAGGAGGCUACUAAACUACUCAAAGCACACUUUGCGGUCAUUCUCCGCCGAAUUGUCUUCCGGCAGCGCAAGCAAAAAGUGAGUGAGUCAGUUCAGCAUUAUGUAGCCGACCUCCGCAGUUUAGCUGUUUUCUGCAAGUUCGGUGAUAUGGAGGAAGAAAUGAUAAGGGACCAGCUUGCAGAGCAUGCAACCCACCCCAAAAUUCGUGAGAAGCUUAUCAUGUCACCGGAUGAUCUGACUCUUAAAAAAGCUACCGAGCUGACAUCACAGCUAGCUUCCCGCGCACCUCCUCAGCCCGCCUUAACUCAGCAUGUAGAUCCUGAGCGCUCACCUAGCCCCGCAUCAUCAGACACGGACACAGGGAUAAAUUACACAGCCCGCACACGUAGCCAGCCACGUCGCAGCUGUGGCAACUGUGGCUCCUCUUCUCACAUGAGCAGAGCCCCAACAUGCCCUGCCAGAGGACAAGCAUGCCAGCGCUGUGGGAAAGACAACCACUUUGCCAAAGUCUGUCGUUCUGCACCGGCUGGGGUCGGCCCACGGUCAGCCCCAACACCAAUACACUCAGUCAGCUCUGCCCGUGUGUCCUUCAAGAUGUGCACGGUGGAAAUUGAUGGGGUCUGUGUACCGUUGCUGCUGGAUACCGGAGCGGCUUUAUCUCUUCUCAACUGGGCCACAGUCAAGCGCUUCCUGCCCCACGUCAUGCUGCAGACACCUUCGGCUGUUCUCCAUGGAUAUGGCAAUGCACAGAUCGACUUAGUGGGCUCCCUCAGCUGUUCAGUGCGACACGGCAACAAAUCCAUGGCUUCCUUCACCUUUCAGGUGGCGCGGCAUGGAGCUAACCUCAUGGGCUUGGACCUCAUCACCAGCUUUGGCUUCACGUUCAUGGACAGCUGUGGGGCUAAGAUUCUCCAGGUCAGCACACCAUGGGAACAGCGAUGGCCAGCACUCUUUUCAGGCCUUGGCUGUAUCUCGGCUUUCAUCCAUCAGCCUCUACUCCACGUGGACAUACACCCGGUCAUACAGCCUCUCCGCCGCAUUCCCCUGGCACUACGAGAUGACGUCACAGCAGAGCUGACAAAGCUGUUGGACAUAGACUUCAAGCUGUGCAAAGCAAAGGAAGCAGCGCCACGGUCGACUUUUGUCGACAAGAUGUGGUACUGA